Panicum virgatum (switchgrass) is the source of this 1262-nucleotide messenger RNA. RefSeq names its product MADS-box transcription factor 30-like. Gene Ontology annotation, molecular function: DNA-binding transcription factor activity, RNA polymerase II-specific; protein dimerization activity; RNA polymerase II cis-regulatory region sequence-specific DNA binding. Gene Ontology annotation, cellular component: nucleus. Bases 163 to 846 code for a protein of 227 amino acids. The record is from RefSeq and is a predicted model, not a curated record. Lineage: Eukaryota; Viridiplantae; Streptophyta; Magnoliopsida; Poales; Poaceae. Gene Ontology annotation, biological process: positive regulation of transcription by RNA polymerase II. The transcript is spliced from 5 exons.
CAGCGCUCUGCUCCGUCGUUCUCUGUUCGCUUCAGGCUUCAGCUACUCUCGGCUCGCCGGACCCUUCUCCUUAGCCUGCAAGGAAAGCCCUUUGACCGCCGGCGUCUUCCGUUCUUGAUCUCUCCUCCGCGAUCAGGUUCAGGUUCAGGCUGAUCGCGAGCAAUGGGGCGUGGGAGGGUGGAGAUGAAGAAGAUCGAGAACCGGGUGAGCCGGCAGGUGACCUUCUCCAAGCGCCGCAAGGGCCUGAUCAAGAAGGCCCACGAGCUCGCCGUGCUCUGCGACGCGGACGUCGGCGUCGGCGUCUUCUCCGAGCGCGGCAAGCUGUUCGAGUACCCCAACCCGCCGGCCAGCUUGACCGAUCUGAUUCGGCGGUACGAGGCCGUCACCAACACGCAACUCCUUCAGGUCCAGGAGACACACUGCACUGAUCAUCAGCAGCAAAUGAUCGCGGAGAUCGGCAGGCUGCGGCGUGAGUACGAGCAGCUGCAGGCUAGGCUGAUGGCGUACACGGGAGAAGACCUGUCGUCUCUGACCUCAGUGGAUGAACUCGACGAGCUCGAGCAGCAGCUCGAGGCGGCCCUCUGCAAAGUCCGUGCAAGAAAGGAAGAACUGCUAACCAGCCUGAACGACGAACUGCAGCUCAAGGUUACUGUAACUGCUGUGGGCGUGGAGACGGAGGAGAUCGCGGAGCCGCUGCCGCCGCCGUCGCCGCCGUUCGCGUACCUCCUGAACGUGAACGAGAAGUCGGCGGCGAGCACGGUGCUGCAGCUGUGGCCGCAGGCGGACGACGACGACGUUGGCAGCGGCGGCGGGUCCGGUCCACCACGCGGUCUGCAGCUGUGGUAACAAAAAGUCAAAACAAAAAAAGACGCGUACGUCAGAAGUUACCUGAUUUUACUGCUACUACUGUUCGUCUUUCUUUGUUUUUUUUAACCUUUACCCUCUUUGGUUAUUGCGAUGUGCUGAUCAGUUGCAUGGUGAUUUCUUCUUCGCAGAUCGAAGCUAAGGUAGACUGGUAACUGCUGGUUGGCCGGCCGGACGUGUCGAUCAACUGGACUGGACAUAACAGAUUUACUACUAGUAAUUUUAGUGAAGUAGUAGUAGGCCUAAAACGAAGAAAUUAGAGAGUGAAAAGACCUCGUUGAAGUAGUACUAGUGGAUUGUCUAAUGUUCAUGUGACCAUAGUUUUGUGAUGCUUUGGUCACAUCUAAUGGCGGUUGCAUGCCUUCGAGCAGUUCAUGCAACGAAAAUAGCAUAACAUA